UAGUCCUCCAUUUCUGUGAUUGUAUCAUCAUUUUCAUUUCAUCAAAAGCUAAGCUAGCUAGUAGUCAGUAAAUUCUAUGGCUAAAGCAACUCUCACUCUUUUGCUCCUGCUCUUGUCCUUCGCUUCAGAAAUAUUGGUAAUGGUAAAUGGGCAGAAAACUUGGUGUGUGGCCAAACCUUCAACAGACCAAGCGACCCUUUUAGCAAAUCUGAAUUUCGCAUGCUCUCACGUAGAUUGUCGGAUUCUUCAAGGUGGAUGUCCAUGCUCCUCUCCGGAUAAUCUCAUGAAUCAUGCCUCUAUAGCCAUGAAUCUAUACUACCAAGCUAAGGGAAGGAACCAGUGGAACUGUGAUUUUAGGUGCUCUGGUCUUAUUGUCAUGACUAAUCCAAGUUAUGGCGACUGCAUCUAUGCAUAAUUUUGAGCAGAACUGCCUCCUUCAAAGGACAUGCACCUUGAUCUAUUUUGGUGAUGUGGUGUGUACUGUGUAGAAACUAUGACAAUGUCACUAAUAAAUAUGCAGCAGGAUGCAUGCUUUGUUCUGUAGGAC
This is a messenger RNA of Rosa chinensis, 547 nucleotides long. Its product is annotated as glucan endo-1,3-beta-glucosidase. The coding region runs from base 77 to 415 and encodes 112 amino acids. NCBI's taxonomy places the organism in Eukaryota, Viridiplantae, Streptophyta, Magnoliopsida, Rosales, Rosaceae. The transcript is spliced from 4 exons. The record is from RefSeq and is a predicted model, not a curated record.